Pocillopora meandrina is the source of this 2427-nucleotide messenger RNA. The record is from the annotation of a GenBank genome assembly. NCBI's taxonomy places the organism in Eukaryota, Metazoa, Cnidaria, Anthozoa, Scleractinia, Pocilloporidae.
CUUUAUGUUUCAAGACACAUUGUGUCACUCAGGGAAGAGGCCGCUGGGAAAUUGUGGGCUCUUUAUCACCUGCAAAGUACCCUGGGAAGUAAUCUAGCAAUGGCGGACCAAGAAGGAAAUAUAUUUUCUUUUGACGAACUUGUAAAUAUUUUCAGUUAUCUUUCGCCUGGAGAACUUUCUAAAUGCUCUCAAGUCUGCAAAAAUUGGUAUGAAGCCUCCCAAGUUGGUUCUUUAUGGAAGAAGCAUUGUUUGCAGAAAUGGAACUUCUGUCAUCUGGGAAAACUGAAACCUGGUUCGUGCGUUAGAAAUAAUUAUUUUCAAAAUGGGAAUUUCUCACCAGUUUUUUUAUUCUCUCCCAUCCCUCCAUUACAGUGAUGCACAGAGACUGUAGGACUGUGUUAGAGCUUGUUUACUCUCUUAGAUAAUGGCAUGUUCCAAUAUUCAAAGGGAGAGCGGAAGGGAACGCUAUUUAGUGGUGGAAAAAUGUCUUUAUUUAGUAUCAAGACAAUUUGCCAAAGUCUCAGUAUUGAUACUGUUGAGUUUCAUCUCUUAACAAACCAUUUAUUUCUGUAAUUAUGUGACAAUGAGUGACAAUCAAUGACAAAGGAGUUGAAACGCCCUCCUAUGUUUAUAUGAAUACUGGAAAAUCAUUGCAUCUCUCAUACACUUGAUUUUAGCCCCCUAACCCAAAAUCAGUGUUGCGUUUUAUAUUGCAGAGGCUUAAUGCAUUCAAACUAGCACAAAAUUUAUUAUAGGAAGUAGGGAAAUACAGGAUGAAAUUAAAUUCUUACUAUUUUUAUAGUUUUAAAAUUACAACAACUUCAUCUGUUGCUUUUCGAACCUUGAUAUCUACCAGUAUCUACUUUUUCUACAAUUGAUCUAUUAUACUUUCUAUUGAUAGAUUUAGGUAGGCAUGGUUGUCUUAAAGACUGUGAAUGUGUUAUGUUAUAAAUGUCACUUUAAACAUAACAUAGAUGUCAUUUAAGGCUUUAAUUCCUAUGAGUGACUAAGACAGAAUUUCUCCUCACAAUAUCAAUACAAUAUCAACCAGAUAAGUGAUGAAAAUAAAGAAACAUAUCAAUUUGGGGAUAAUUAGUUGAUUCAAUAAUAGAUUCUUUGAACUAACAUUAUGAGAAUUGUAUGGUUGAAAGUAAGGAGAAUUACAAAUUUGAUGUGGUAGUUAAAGGGUUAAGAAGGUCGUCAUCAAGAAUAAAUAAUUGAUUUGAUUUCUUCCUCUUUCAAGGAGAGAGAACAUGGCAGAGGUACUAUGUGGCUCGGAAUAAGAUUGAAACUGGUGUAGCCACAGGGAGGCCAGGCCAAGAUUAUGUAUGCAAAACAUUACGUGGGCAUAAGGGCCAGAUCACAGAUGCAGUUUUUGUCACAAGCAAUGAUGUUUAUAAUGAGGAAAUAAUUGAGAAGAAUGUCUAUCCAAUUGUUGCAAGCUGCAGUCAAGACAAGUCUGUAUGUGUAUGGAAUGUGCGAGAAGGAAGAAGUUUGUGGAAGAGGCAAUCUCAUGAAUCAUCAGUUGCCUGUCUAACAGUUUUCUCCAAUAAUACUCUGAUGGCAAGUGGAGAUGUUGGAGGGAACAUCAAGUUGUGGGACAUAAAUACAGAGCAAGCCUCUCCUUUGCAAGGCAGCCAUUCUGCUGUCGUAACCUCAAUGGUGUGUGGAAAAGAUGUAAUUGGACAAGAGAGAGGUGGAGACCAACUUCUUUUUGUUGGGUUCAGAGAUGGCUAUGUUAAGAUGUGGGAUCCACGGCAGACAUUAAGUCCUCAAUAUGAGCUAACAUGUUCAUUUGGGUUAAAUUGUGUGAAACUUCAAUCUGACCAUCUUAUGGCUGUAGCCUCUAAGUCUGAAAGCACCAUCAAGAUAUUUGAUAUAAGACACCUUGCACCAGACUGCUGGAAGAGCCCUGAGAUGCAAAUCCUUCAGCAUCCAUCUGAUUCAGUUGUGACUUGCUUUAGUUGGGUUCAUGGCAAACAGAACCAAAUUAUUGCAGGGUUCAACAUUGGUGAUGUCAUCCUCUGGAAUACAGACACUAGGCAGCAGAUUCAUUGUUUUCAGGGACACAUAGGAGAGGUGUCAUGUAUCAAUACGAGGGGAUCAACUUUGGUAACUGCUGGCCAUGAUCAUACUGUCCGUUUGUGGGAUUUAAACUCACUUGAGGCAUUACAAACCCAUACUAGUCAUGAGGGACCGAUUACAGGGCUGUAUAUUGACAGUUACAGAGUGAUAUCUUGCUCAAGGGAUUACUCCAUCAGAACUUACUGUUGGUCAAAGAGUUCAAACAAUCUAGACAGUAAAUACACUCUCCUUGGCGGCUCACUGCAAAGAGCAGGGAAUGGAUUUGAAAAAGUACUUUGUGAUUACUCUACAUGUGUUGGUAUGGCAAAUGAUGUUUUAAAAGCAUACUCUUUUCAGGUAUAA